Mya arenaria is the source of this 1856-nucleotide messenger RNA. Its product is annotated as serine/threonine-protein kinase TNNI3K-like. The record is from RefSeq and is a predicted model, not a curated record. Lineage: Eukaryota; Metazoa; Mollusca; Bivalvia; Myida; Myidae. The coding region runs from base 76 to 1017 and encodes 313 amino acids. The transcript is spliced from 5 exons. Gene Ontology annotation, molecular function: protein binding.
GCGAUAAAACAAAUUAAAUUUAAGCUUUGCUUGGAUAGCCAAAUCGGAAUAUUUCAUACAGUAAACAUUGUCGCAAUGGCUAUUGGCUCUAAAGUAAAGCGAAGCCAGUCGAUGUGGAUGUUAGACCGCCAGAAAACGUGGUUUGCAACGUCAUCGGCUACGUCAUCACCCCUACAGUCACGUGCUAACUCCGUCAUCGACAUAUCGAACGCAAGUUCCCGAGAACCACCAAAGAGUUUAAUUCGGAGAUUCCGGAAACGCGAUCGUAAGGAACGGAAAGUUACGAGCUGGUCGGCGCGUUUCACGUGCACGCCGUGUCUGUGCGGUGACGUCGAUGCGGUUGACAGCAAGGGGAGGUCACUAUUGUUUUACGCGGCCAAGUACGGUCAGGGGGACACGGCGAGACAGCUGGUUGAGGCAGGGUGCGGCGUGGACCAGACGGAUUACUUGGGCAAUACGCCCCUGCACGAGGCUGUGGACAAGGGCCAGCUAGAGAUCGCGGAGAUGUUCCUGAGAGAUGGCAAGGCUAACGUGAACGUGACGGGUGGUAACGGCGAGACGCCGCUUAUGCUCGCGGUCACUCACGGUCACACAGACGCCGUCAAGCUGCUUCACAAAUAUGGAGCCGACAUAAAUGUGCGUGAUAUGACGGGAUGUUCCCCGAUUUACCGGGCACUACAACGAGGCUGGGAGGAAAUUGCUGACUUCCUAUUGGAUAACAAAUGUGACGUCAAUACGACGACCGCCAAUGGAAUGACAUGUUUCUUUGCAGCUGCGCAUUCAAACAAAAUCAACGUUGACCACUUUACAAAACGUAUCCUUAAGACAGAUUAUGAUUUUAAAAAGGACAGCGACUGGUUAGAAACUGAAGGAUGUCCAAUUACAAUUAAAGACUCUAGACUGCAUCGCAAAGUGCUUAGAAAGGCGGGCCAGGACAGCUCAACAAAACGCCAUUCUUUUCUGAGUACGGGAAAACGAAAAAUAAUAAAAACAUUUCGGAGUUUUUCAACAUCCUGACUUUAUGUGGCAUUCGUUGUCAAUUCAAUUUGUUUUAUGGACAUUUUGACACUCAGUUGCCACAUGUUUUCAGUGCAUCGACGCUUGGUUUAGAAAUCUGGCCAUCACCGUGUUCGUAUGCGACCUCAACAAUAAGCAGCCUUUCAACUGCUAUGUUGGAACCAUACUCGUCUUGUUCCGUGUUCGUUAUAGAACCAGCAACUUACCCUGUUUGUUACGAAAUAUCUUAAUACAGGCUAUGGUAAAGGACUUAAAGUCAGUGUUUUCUGUAACGAGUGUAUAUUUUGGAGAAGUCAACAUACAUUCUCAGCAGGAAUAUGUCCAACAGUCGGAUGACUGAAUGUGUGCGUCCACAAAGUGAAACGUUUUCGUUUUGUAUUGAGAACAUUAACACCACUGAAAACAUUUAAUACAUUUGUAAAACACAGACUAUUUCAGUUGUAAAUAUAUGUUUUUCAUUUUCAGCAAAAUUGAAUUAAAAUCAAAAUGAAAGAUUAUCUUAAAUUGUGUCUAUUUGUUUAAACAUCUAUUUAUAUAAGGAAACAUUAAACACAGUAUCAUAUCAACGAAGCAUAUACAUGCAUGUAUAUAGUUUGAACGACGGUAUUACAUACAAAUUAAAACUUCAAAGUGUUUAACGAUGUCAUGUUAUCGCCCCUUAGUGCAGAAAGGUGCUAACUAACAUUGUUACCAAAAAUGAUUUUGGGGCAUAUUUCAGCCGUUUACAACCAUGAAAAUUUUUAUUGCAAUAUAUUCAUAUAUAUAUUUAAAUUCUAGUAGGUAAAAGAUAUAAAUUCGACUACCUCGAAAAAACCGCUCUUCACCUUUUUGCACUAAUA